Molecule: messenger RNA, 900 nt
Organism: Apaloderma vittatum (bar-tailed trogon)
Lineage: Eukaryota; Metazoa; Chordata; Aves; Trogoniformes; Trogonidae
Gene: CCDC166
Product: coiled-coil domain containing 166
Exons: 1
Coding region: 1-900 (299 amino acids)
Source: RefSeq, a predicted model, not a curated record
AUGGCACCGAAGAAAAAGCAGACGAAACAAGACACCCUGAGCGCUGAGAAAAAUAAGCAAGGAGCAGGAACCAAGAAUGAAAACAUAGCCAAGGAACUAAGCAAUAUGGAAAUACUUGUCAAAGAGAGGAAAUCGUACCUGCAGAAGGAAUGCCAGAUUCUCACUGAACAUAUGAAUAUAUACAUGGGAAGAGUGGAGCACUUCCUGCAGGAAAACAAAUUCCUAGAAAGGGAGGCCCAGCGGAAUCAGGAAGAGAGCAAUGCUUACCUCUCUUACAUAAAAAACCACAGCCAGAAGUGCCAGAAUCUGAUAAUAACAUUAAAUGACCAGAAUCACUCCGAUCUGUCUCGAGCCUCGCUGCAGAAAGAGAAGCUAGUCUCACAGUAUGCAGAAAAGGAGAAGGAGGUAAGGAGCGCUCUGACGAAUAUGGAGACAAAGUACUCCCUUAUGAAGAAGGAGGCUGAAGACCUGCAGCCUUUGAAAAUGUCAUCUCUUCAGCUGGAACGAACGAAAAAGAUCAAAGAGCUGGAGAAGGAAUUGCUGGUCACAAAGAUACAUCAUUCAGACGAAAUGCACAACGUAAAGAUCAGAUUUCUGCAGGCCAAGGCUGACUACAACACGGACUCUCAUCAGAAGAUCCAAGCUCUCACCAAGAGAGCAGAAGACGCAGCGACACGAUCUCUAAUUCAGCACAUCAAACAAGUGAAAGAAGAGAAUAGCCAUCUGCUCCAGGAACUGCUCAGACUCAUCGAAUACUCAAAAAUCCUUAAAGAAACCAAAGUUCAACUGCUGGAGGAGCAGCAGCAGCUUGUUCGGGAGGUGCAAUACAUCCAGGACAUGGCACACACGCGCCACAGCCUGCACGAGCACGAGGCACACAGUGCAAGUGCCAAGCUCUAA